This is a messenger RNA of Sphaerulina musiva SO2202, 633 nucleotides long. RefSeq lists its product as uncharacterized. NCBI's taxonomy places the organism in Eukaryota, Fungi, Ascomycota, Dothideomycetes, Mycosphaerellales, Mycosphaerellaceae. Gene Ontology annotation, biological process: mycotoxin biosynthetic process. The record is from RefSeq and is a predicted model, not a curated record. Bases 1 to 633 code for a protein of 210 amino acids. The transcript is spliced from 4 exons.
AUGGUAGGGUAUAAAGCUUCUACAACAAUUGCCGAAAUAGGAAAUUCGGAACAUUCUCCGGACAAAGUGCAUGUUCGAGAUCGAGACUACACCUCCUUUCCACCUUUCACGCUUUCUAGGGGGACCUCCCCCGGAAAACAUCGUUUAGAUACUUUAGAGCUUCCCUACACAGCGGUCAACUUGCAGCCUCGCGCGAUGGAGAAAUCAAACGGAUCUUCUGGCUCGGAAGAGAGCUUAGCGUUGAUUGAAGAAUGUUAUACUGAACAACAACAACAACAACAACAACAACAACAACAACAACAACAACAACAACAACAACACCAACAACGACGACGACAACAACAACUGCUCCUCGACUCCCAAUGGCAAUCAUCGUCUCCAUACAACCUGCACGUUCUGCAUCUCGUUGCUCUAUAUACGAUCGUCUGCAUACUUCUUUUCCUCGUAUAUCGCCAGCAUACCAAUCCUUAUGAUCCUGGAUUGGGAAUCUACUCCCCUCUUAAUCACUUAGUCGAAUACAACGGGAAAAUUACAAGAAUGCGCAAGGGUCUCGAUGAUGAUUUAGGUCCCUACAGUGGAAAACCAGAUGAUGAACUAGAUCGAUUAUGGACAGAUCUUUAUGAAGGCAUUUAA